AUGAGCUUGCUAAGCUUAUUGUUUCUCAAAAGGCAGUUAUUUAAGAAAAGAAGUAGAAAAAGAUCAGGAAAAAUCAUGAAAACAAAAAGUAGUUCUAUCGUUACUGAACCAUUAUUAAUGAACAAGGAUCUUAGGCCUGAUGUAUAUUUUUAGUUCACAUAAGACAGAGGUAAAAUUGACUAAAGUACUGGAGUGAUAAAUUACACUCUAGAAGAUAAGUCACUGGAUAAAAGAUCUAACUACCAAGGUAACUUAUCGAAAGUAGAAUUAGAUCCAUUAAGUUGGAAGACCAUAUUGAUUCAAGGGAGGAAUCAAAGUUUGAGAGACAAAUUUAAAACUACAAUAGAAAAUACAAAAAAUCUACCAAAAAUUUCACCAAACCUCCCAAUGGUAAUUUAGGACCAUGAAUAAGGUUAAAGUGAUCUAAGACUUGUGAUUCCAGUUUAAUAAGUGCAAAAGAAGUCUAUAAGAGAUAAUUCAAGCUAUCAUCCAUAUGAAAAUGUGGAUAUUAAUAGAGAACUAUAGCUAUAUACAACAUCAACUCAUCAGAACUAUGCAAAUCAAAAUAACUAUAAAAGUAUGGCUAUUAGAGGGAGAUCUAGAUAGCAUUCUGAGGAUGUUUAUGAUAAUACAUUCUCAAAAUUAAAUAUCAACAAAAAUAAGAUCGCUAAAAUUUAAUAUAAUCAAGAAGACAACUUGAAAGAAAGUUCUUAGCUAAAUGUAAAUAGUAUAACUUAGCAUGUAGGACUAUUCAAAAAUAACUUUAUAGCUCUUAAGCACCCUGAAAGUUAAAAUAGAACCAAGUAUUCCAAGAAGUCAUCCAAUUUUUAGCUGUAAUGCUAUAUGAAGGAGUUAAAGUACGAUAUAUCACUUUCAACUCUCUAUGAUAUUAAUGAUCGUAAUUGA
Messenger RNA from Stylonychia lemnae, 906 nucleotides. NCBI's taxonomy places the organism in Eukaryota, Ciliophora, Spirotrichea, Sporadotrichida, Oxytrichidae. The record is from the annotation of a GenBank genome assembly.